Molecule: messenger RNA, 5441 nt
Organism: Haemorhous mexicanus (house finch)
Lineage: Eukaryota; Metazoa; Chordata; Aves; Passeriformes; Fringillidae
Gene: OXCT1
Product: 3-oxoacid CoA-transferase 1
Exons: 17
Coding region: 147-1694 (515 amino acids)
Biological process (GO): ketone body catabolic process
Cellular component (GO): mitochondrion
Molecular function (GO): succinyl-CoA:3-oxo-acid CoA-transferase activity
Source: RefSeq, a predicted model, not a curated record
CGAGCCCCUCGCCCUGCCUCCGCCGCGGGUUCCGCUGUCCCGCCGCUCCUGCUCCCCGCGUCCCGCCUUGGGCUCCCGCAGCCGCCGCCCCAGCCCGGCCCGGCUCCCGACCCCGCUCCGCUCCCCGACAGCCGCGCAGCACGAAGAUGGCGGCGUUCAAAUUCCUCCUGCCGCCCCUCGGCCGCCGCAUCCUCCUCCCCGCCGCACGCAGGGCUGAGAUCUGUGGAUGCUAUUUUUCUACCAGCUGUCAUCGCAAUACAAAAUUUUACACUGAUCCUGUUGAAGCUGUAAAAGAUAUACCCAAUGGGGCAACUAUACUUGUUGGUGGUUUUGGAUUGUGUGGGAUUCCUGAAAACCUCAUUGGGGGUUUACUGAAGACUGGGGUAAAGGGAAUAACAGCAGUCAGUAACAAUGCAGGUGUUGACAAUUUUGGACUUGGUCUUCUGCUUCAGACAAAGCAGAUAAAGCGCAUGGUGUCAUCGUAUGUUGGAGAGAACGCUGAAUUCGAACGCCAGUAUUUGUCUGGUGAGCUUGAAGUUGAGCUUACACCACAGGGUACACUUGCUGAACGUAUUAGAGCAGGAGGAGCAGGAAUCCCAGCAUUUUACACCAGUACUGGCUAUGGGACACUGGUGCAGGAAGGGGGUGCACCCAUCAAAUACAACACAGAUGGAACCAUUGCCAUUGCUAGCCAGCCAAGAGAGGUGAGGGAGUUUGAUGGCCGUCACUUUAUUCUAGAGAAAUCUAUUACAGGAGAUUUUGCUCUUGUGAAGGCAUGGAAGGCUGAUCGUGCAGGAAACAUAAUUUUCAGGAAAACUGCAAGAAACUUCAACCAGCCUAUGUGCAAAGCUGCAAAAACAACUGUAGUAGAGGUAGAAGAAAUUGUUGAUAUAGGAGCAUUUGCCCCAGAAGACAUUCAUGUUCCCAAAAUCUAUGUUGAUCGUCUGUUACAAGGAGAGAAGUUUGAGAAGAGAAUUGAACGCUUAUCAAUCCGAAAGCCUGAAGACUCAACAGGCAAACAAAAAAAAGGAGACAAUGUGAGGGAGAGGAUCAUCAAACGGGCUGCAUUAGAGUUUGAGGAUGGCAUGUAUGCUAAUCUGGGUAUUGGAAUCCCACUGUUGGCCAGUAACUUCAUCAGUCCAGACAUAACUGUUCAUUUACAGAGUGAAAAUGGAGUCCUGGGUUUGGGUCCUUAUCCACUUGAAAAUGAAGUCGAUCCAGAUCUGAUUAAUGCAGGUAAGGAGACAGUCACUGUUCUUCCAGGUUCUUCGUAUUUCUCUAGCGAUGAAUCAUUUGCAAUGAUAAGAGGAGGCCAUGUUGAUUUGACAAUGCUUGGAGCUAUGCAGGUGUCUAAGUACGGUGACCUGGCCAACUGGAUGAUUCCUGGUAAGAUGGUGAAAGGAAUGGGGGGUGCAAUGGACCUGGUAUCCAGUGCGCAGACCAAAGUGGUUGUCACCAUGGAACACUCAGCCAAGGGAAAUGUCCAUAAAAUCCUGGAAAAAUGCAGUUUACCACUUACUGGGAAACAGUGUGUUGACCGCAUCAUUACAGAAAAGGCGGUGUUUGAUGUGGACAAGAAGAAGGGAUUGACCCUCAUAGAAAUCUGGGAAGGACUGACAGUAGAUGAUAUCAAGAAAAGCACUGGCUGUGACUUUGCAGUUUCACCGAAACUAAUACCAAUGAGACAGAUUUAACUGCGAAUUACAGACUGGGCUUAAUUCACAAGAAGGCUUGUUUCCAAAUGGAAUUAAUCGAUGACUGUCUUGCAAUGUUACCUUUUUUUUUUUUUUCUUUUUUUCUUUUUUUUUUUUUUUUAAGGGUUCUUUAAGUAGUUUCCAGAUAGUUAAACUCAGGCUGUGACUAUAUGCCUAAUUGUAUUCUGCUUUCAUAACAUUACCAACUUUAAUGGAAUGGUGAAUAUAUUGUCUAAGUUUUGAAUCAUGUUAAAGUAAAAUGUUAAUGAUUGUUGUAAAAAAGAAAAAAAUGCCUUGUAGUUUCUCUGCCAAAUACUAGGGUUUUUUUACACAGAAUUAGAAAAAAAAUCCUGCAAAACUUAUGAUUGCCUCUUUGUUUGCUGAUAUCUGUUGCUCUGGAAUUAUAGCACUUACCAUGUCCAUUCUCCUGUGGGUCUUUCUUUUCUGGAGUGGCUAUAACAAGUAAAUGUAUCUGUAGAGAGAUAUUGGGAAUAUGGACGUUCCUUUUCCUGAACCUUUUCAUCAGUCUGUAACAAAAUUGUUUGAAGUAGUGGAAAUAAUUGGGACCUAAAUAUAUCUGCUGUUUCCACAAUGUGUGUCUGUUGGUACUGAGAGGCCUACACCUCCCAAAGUCCAACUGUGACCCUUCAUAUUUCAGUCAUACAAACUAGAAUGGGGCUAGUGUGAAGGAGGAAGAUGAAAAAAAAAAGUGUCUGUCCUCAUGCAGACAACCUGUAGCUGAUAGCUGCACUGAUAGCUUAAAUUUCCCACGUGAACUGCUCUUAUUAUCCAGAUAAAGUGCUUCUCUUCAGCUCCCAGUCAAAGGCAAAUGAACAUAGUUUCUGGAGUUAGGUCUGUCCUUCCAGUGUCUCAUAGAGAAACAGGGGAUGAGAAGGUUGUGUACACUGAAGAGUCUUCUGAAGGGAAUACAGAUGGUUAAGGGUAAAAGCAAUAUGCACCACUUGUCAGUCAAGGCGCCAGAAAAAUCUAAAGAGUUUGGAACCCAAUUUCAUCAUAUCUUGAGACAAUCAAAAUGAAAAGACAUUAUCUUAGAAUCGUUUUGAUGAAGGCCUUAUUUUCCCUGUUAAUUACAAAAUCAUUUUCAUAUUUUGUUACUUUUGCAAACAGAUAAUAUAACAGUUUUGGAUCUCAAAUAGCAAAUCAGUACAAUAUGUCUUUAUUAUACAGAGCAUGAAUUGACUGGAAAUCAACAUUUACUAAAAUACAAUGUUCUCUCCAAUAUAAUGGUUUCUGUCAUUUAUAUAAAUAGGAACAUGUAAAACACUUAAGUUAAAAUAAUUCCUGACAUAAUGUGUGACAUCAGGACUGGAGCAUAUUAAGUGGCUGAAAAACAAGUAAAAUGUAGAUGCACAAGAAGUUUACAUAAUGCCUAUCACACAUGUAAUAAGCAUGUUUAGCACAUGACAUAGAAAAGCACUCUAAUGCUGAGUAAAUAAGGGAUUCACCAUAGUCAAUGUGUGUAAUGGAAGGAAUGUACCACAUUUCUUGGGCAACCAGACAGAAUAUCGUGCAAUAUUUAGCUUUUGUACUAUCCUUUGUACAGCAUUUUUCCAUUCUAAAAUAUGAAAUGCUUCUCUUUCAUGGAAACAGCUACAAAAUUUGUCUUGAUCCACGCAUGGGUUUUACAGCAGUGAAACUGCUUCAAUUGGAGGUGUUAUAUUGUAUAGUUGCACUUACCCUAAACAGUUCUUUUGAUAAUCUCUUGUCAAUACCAUAACAAACUACCCUUCAUCCCAGAAAGAAAUAAACAAAAUGCCUUUGUAAACACCAUUAUGCCAGUACAAAAGUAUUCCCAUAAUACUAAACUGUGACUUGAACUCAUGGCUGCUAGUGGGUGGUAGGCCAUUGUGUAGCCUGAAUCUAUAGGCAAGACCUGAUGCUGACUGUGGGAAAGAAAUGUGUUGUACAAAGACCAGUGCUAAUUUCAUGAUUAAUGUAUACAAGCGAUUGGUUGAUAGGUAAUUGUCAUCAAAGACUUUAAACUACAUUUAUCAUAGUGCUCCAAGAUAUCUUAACACAGCAUGUUUAUUUUCAUGUUUUCUCCGUUUAGGCUAUUUAGAUGUAUUCGCUGUGUUACUCACUCAUUCCACUCAAGUUGAGUUUGACCAUUUUUUUUCCUGUGGAGGAAAAAAAUGGUCAAACUCGAGUUGAGUCUGCAAGCAGACUCAAGUUCUGCUUGCAGAGGUUUUGAAGAUUAAAAACCUGUAUAUAAUAAAACCUGACUAUUUUAGCUCACUGUAAACAGUUUCACUUCUGAAUAGAGCAGCCCAGAGGCCUCUUCCCUAAUCCAUGAAGGCACUUCAGUAUCAAUUCUGACCCUUGUGGCGGUGUAUACAGCAGAAGGUGCCUGUCUUUACCUUCUGAAGAGCUACUCUGAGGGAAUGGGUGUAGUCCCUGAAAGCAUUUUAUUAAUCUUGACUCAAAGCUCUUGUAUAGAGUACCCAAAAUGGACGAUGGUUUUAGGGGAGAAUUAUAAAAACUAUUGUACAGGGGAGGGCAGUUACUGUUAACUUAUCCAGAGGAAAAUAACCCCACAAAACCAAAAAGACCAAAGAACACAAACAUUUAAAUAGAUGGGCAAGUCUUUAAGAAAGCUGUAAAUGAAAAUGUUGAUCUAUUGCAAUUAUCUCUGCUACAUUAGUUGUAGAACUGAUUAGUUAAUUCCAGUAAACAUUUACACAUCUAUGAAAUACAGAAGUGUCUGAGGGCUGGAUCAGGUGUAUACUGCUUCUGCCAUAGAACUUCGCUUUGCUGGUACACGCACAGAAGCUAUUACUGUCAUUAAUACUUGGCUAUAAAAAGACUAAUGACCUGUUAAUGGCUGGGAGCACCUUGGUUUCUGAACCAAAGGAUUAGGACCCAAGAACUCCUGCUUUCCAGUGGUUCUCUUACUGCCUUGUGGAAUGACAGCUGUGUUCUCUGCCUUGUCUCCUGUUGCUGGAAAAGGGGAUGUUUUUCUUCCUACCUCACAGGGAUGUUGUGAGGAAUUAGAAGCUAAGGUCUGUGCAAGAGGUUCUCUUCAACCUGGGGAUCACAUUGAUCAAGAGUGUGGAAGAGUACUUGAAGACUGUCAUACGUGCUGUACAUUUGAGUUCUGUGUCUUAUUUGUGUCAGUGUUAAUGCAAGAGAGCAGAAGUACAUGGUGCUGAAAAUUGGGGAUAAAAGGAGAACAGGCUCUCUCCAUAUACAGCAAUGAUGCUGUAGCAACAGGAGACAAGAUAUGUAUGUCGCACAUGAAUUUUUGUAUCUUGAGGACAAAAGAUUGUGUUAAAAUAUUGGUAUUGUUAUGAAAAUGUCAUGAGUUCGCACAAGAUAAUUGCAACAAGCUUUGAAUCUAUUUUUAAAAUUCGUUUGUUAGGCAAAAUAAAAAUUAAAGCACUCCUAAGUAUUUCCCUCUCUGUGGGCACAAGUGUAGUUCACAGGUAAGGUAUACUCUGAGCAGUAGUUGGAGUUGUUGGUAUGGCAGGGAUUAAGGUUUAUUGGGACUGAAAUCAUUCCCUGCUUGACAGCACUUCACAAACAAGGACAGUUGAUACUCUUUGUCCUGAAUAAGAUGAUGAUUCUACUAUAUUAUCACAUUGGACUCUACUUUAUAUUUUAUUGAUUUCUUGUCCCUGAAAAAAGGAAAAAAAUGUAGAAAACAUAGCUGUGCUGUAAACUCUGCAAAAAUCAAAGUCCUUCCUAUGUGCAAAAACAAUCAAUAAAGUAAAGGUUUAAAAAUCACAA